This is a messenger RNA of Melanotaenia boesemani (Boeseman's rainbowfish), 3800 nucleotides long. It is a transcript of the gene map7d3, whose product is annotated as MAP7 domain containing 3. The transcript is spliced from 20 exons. Gene Ontology annotation, biological process: microtubule cytoskeleton organization. Bases 58 to 2565 code for a protein of 835 amino acids. Gene Ontology annotation, cellular component: microtubule cytoskeleton. The record is from RefSeq and is a predicted model, not a curated record. NCBI's taxonomy places the organism in Eukaryota, Metazoa, Chordata, Actinopteri, Atheriniformes, Melanotaeniidae.
UGCGCGUCCCUGUGGUAGAAAAAAAAAAAAAAAAGAGAGAAGGAAAACUUCAUAGAAAUGGCGGAGGGUGCAUCGACACUUAAGGGCUUGCGAGCCCAGAUGGCUGCAGCAGCACAGGCACAAGCCGAGGAGCGGCGUAAUUUGGCUGGGAACAGUCCAGGACCUACAACCAACACACCAGCUAAACCUCAGGGGUGUAAGCCAGUCAUUGAUGGGGCUUCACUUAGAGUAGACGACCGACUGCGAGUGGCAAAAGAGAGAAGAGAAGAAGCAGAGAGGCAACAGGCUUUACGAGAGUCUCAGAUCAUGGAGCGGGAGCGGAAGGCCAAGCUAGCUGUGGAGCGGCAGAUGGAAGAGCGCCAAAGAAAGGUUGAGGAACAGCGAAAGAAGGAAGAACAGAAACGACUGGCUGUGGAGGAGAAAAGGAAGCAGAAGAUGGAAGAAGAAAAGGAGCACUAUGAGGCAGUGAUGAGGCGGACAUUAGAGCGUAGUCAGCGAGUGGAGCACAGGCAGAAAAGAUGGUCAUGGGGAGGACUGGCUGCAGACCAAGAUGGACAAGCAGGGGAUUCUGAUGCCAGCGUAUCAUCACCAGUAACUAUAGUUGUCUCCCCUGCCUCACCAGAAAAGCCACCAAGGAGUGGACAAGUUGAUAAGCGCUCCACUUCCACCACGAACCUGAAACAGCUACCCGAUUCUGGCAUCAGCAAACGCUUAUCCUCCUCCUCCGCCACCCUCAUGAAAUCACCUGACAAAAGUGUUAAACCAAGGAGUUCAUCUUGUAACCGGUUGCAAAGCAAUGGCAAUUCGGCUCAGGCCAGUAAGGAAGACGACAAAAAACUACAGGUGGAACAGACAGGCCGUUCUGUGAAGAAGAGAAGUUCCUCCCUCUCGCGAGUAAGUGUGGGCAAAGCGCAGACCCCUGCCAAGCCUGAUAAGGGGACAACGGAUGAUCAAGCUCGCAGGCCACCGGCCACUUCUGUGGAUGGAGGAGUCCUUAGUCGACUGCUCACCCCCACGCAGGCCUCACUAGCUAGGAGCAAGAGCGCCGCCAUCCUGUCCGCUGAAGGAACAGAUGCUCCAGAGUGUCACCUGUGUCCUCGUUCAGCCUCUGCCAGCCCCCUGCACCCACCACGUGGACCCGUGCGCAGCCGCAGCAUUGACCGUCAGAAGAGCGGCAUGACCACAUCUAUUUCAGCCGACGGAGCCCUCGACCCUUCCCUGAAAGACAAGCCGUUAACACCCCCUGGGGGUCAGCGUCCCCCCUCCCCAUCCAGUACUCUGGGACGCAACCGCUCACCAUCUCCAGCUCCGAAUCCAGCUCCGAAGAGGACCCCAUCCCCAGCAGCAGCCAAGCAAAAUCCCAAGCUGCGUCCAUCCUCACCAGGUGCAAUGAAACAACGUCCCCCAUCCCCCCAGCCAACAUCAGCUAAGCCCCCUCCCAUCCAGAAGCAAUCUCUCACUCCAACAGGACCCCCAACCUUACGAAAGAGAGACUCUAAAUCCAAGGAUCUAUGUCCUGUUCAAGCUGUGGCUUCACAAUCCUCUGAUACCAGCAAGACCAAAGAGAAAGAUGACCCGAAAGCCGCGACAGGUACUAACUCUGCUGCUGAGGCGGCCAAAAUCCUGGCAGAAAACCGUAGACUGAUGAGAGAGCAGAAGGAGCGAGAGGAGCAGCUUAGGAUACAAAGGGAGGAAGAGGAGAGGCUGAGAAAAGAAGAAGAGAAGCGUCUAGCUGAGGAGGCUCGACUAAAACGCUUGGAAGAGGAGAAAAUGCUUGCAGAACAGAGAAAAAUUAAAGAGGAGGAAGAGGCUCGCCUGGCAGAGGAGGAACGAGUGAGGCUGGCAGAAGAAGAAGCACAAAAGCAGGCUGAACUCCAGAAGGAACGGGAGGAGGCUGAAGCCAAGGCCCAGGAAGAGGCAGAAAAAGUCCGUCAGGAGAGAGACCGCCUUAUGCAGCAGAACCAGCAAGAACGUAUGGAGAGGAAAAAGAGAAUUGAAGAAAUAAUGAAAAGAACUAGAAAAGGAGACCAAAAUGACUUUAAGCGAGAUGAUGAUAAAUGUACACUGGAGGAUGAAGAUGAGGCUGUGGACCAGAUAGACUGUGAAACCAAAAUAACCCAUACAGAAAACAUUGCCAAGGAGGCUGACAAAGAUGACCUGUGCUCUGAUGAUCUUGUGAUGAGCCCAGAAAAUCCAUCAGACUGCAUAAAUGGAAAAUCAGAGACAGAAGACAAAGAGAAUAACAGCACAAGCACAGAUGAGACUCAGGCAGUCAGUCCAGUCCCUAAGGGCCGUCUUGUUGAGGGUUCAGAGUUCCUGAAUGAGCAGGACUCCACUAAAGUGGAGUUGGUCUCGAGCCUCAAUGGGAAAUCCAACCCAUGGAGCUUUGAGGAACUCAUUGACGUCAAUGUCCAUUCCAAGACUCGACCCCUCAUUGAGGCAGAGGUCUUGAUUAACUGUGACGGGAGCUCAGAUGGGACCAAGGUAGCCUUCGAGGAUAAGGGAACCCCCAUCAGCGGCCUGCAUUCCUCUAAUCAACCCAUAGAAGCCAUGUCAGAGAUUUGAUGCUGCAGUUAUUGCUGAGAAGCCUCAAAGUUGCACUCCCUAAGUCCCUGUCCAGCUGAGCUCCUUAAAAGAAUCUUCUAUCAGUUCCAAACAGCUUCUUCCUCCUCCUCCUGUUCCUGCGAGAGGAGCACAAGGUGAAGUGGAAAGACCACCCUAAGUGCUACAUUUGCAUCCCACACAAUGAGGAAACAAAUGUGUUAAAACUUGUAUAUGAGAAAAUGUUAUGCUUCAGGGAAAUAUUGUAUAUUCCUCCAGCAUUUUUGCUUCAGGCGUCUUUCCUCUUCCUCUUGUGUGAAGUUCUUCUCUGUCGUUUCCUCAAUGUUGUUUCCAAAUGUCAUUUUUUUUUUAAACAGUUUUGUAUCCGUCAGGGGUGCGUUGUUUUAAUUUAUUGAUUUUUCGCUUCUGUUGUUGUAAUUAUUCUAUGUUUUUUCUUGUAUGAGAAUAUUCCAGGACACAUGCACAUCAGGCCAUGUGAAUUAUUUUGUGAAUUAUUAGAAAAAAUGUUAUUACAUUAUGUUUUGUUAAUCUGUUCAUUUUACAUGUGCUUCAUCUAAAUUUACUUGACCAGUUACUUUUUGCAGCAUUCAGCAAUAUGGCCUUACCCCCUGAACCUCAACUUUUGAUUUUCAAGUGCAAAUAUUUAAUAAUAUUAAAAAUAAAAAAGGUUUGUACACAAGCUCGUGCACGCACAGUGUAGUUAUCUCCCAUCAUGCACUUAGAAUAGGAAGUCAAUUCCAAAUUCAUGCUUCUGUCCAUUUGAGAGAGAUUGGUUUGAAGUCCUAUUUUUUCCAUUUCAUUUUCUCAUCAUCUGUUGCAUUUCCUGCUGUGGCCAGUAGAGGGCGUCUUGGUCACAAAGGUGAAAUGUUUCAGUUUAUUUCAAAACUUUAGUGAAGUCAGAUGUUCUGUGAAGUUUCUGCAGCGUGUCAUUAUGGGCUCAUGGUGGAUGUAGAUUUUUAUUUUUUACAUAUGUGUAUAGAAUUAAUGUUUACUAACCUUAUUGUAAUUUACAUGACAGUUGAGUGGACUCUGCUUUUAGUUUCUAAUGUUAACUACAGUCUGCAUCUGUUCCAUUAAGCUACAGAAUAAUUGAACCGGUAACAUUCUUAUUUAACACGCAGGUGAAAUGACUCUCAUUCAGCGCUGCUUCUGAGUUUCUGUGCGCAUGCGUUACUGAGCUGAACUUGAGUGUUUGACUAGUCUGUUGAGAUGUUAAUUGUUCACUUUUGCAGAAACUA